UCACGCAAGAUUUGUAUUGCCGGAUACAAGGAUGCAGGUAAUAAACGGAAAAGAUAUUAUGAAAUAAAUGAUAAUCGCGAUUUUUACAUUGGAACGUUUGGUGAGCUCAAAUAGUCUAAUCGCAUCAAUUGGGAAGGGCUCGAUCGCCCUAACAACAAAACUUACUAUUUUUUAUUUUCUAAUGUUAAUGACUUCCCAUAUUAUACUAAGGGAAUAGAGCUAAGUUUAUUAAUUUGUAUAUAUUAUAUUUUGUCUGAUUUUCAAAGAUUAUGUUAAGAAGAAUGAAGAAUUUAUUUGGAUGUAACAUCUUCAUAUGUUCUAUAUUGAUCAUCGCGUUUCUGGUUUCCGAGUCACACAGUAGUUCUAUGCCCGUCUCCACGUACACAGAAAAUUGGGACGCAACGAAUUUGAAAUGGAUCGUUCCAGUAGCUUACUCUAUGACAAACUUUCCUAUUGAACACGGAUUAUUAUUUCAAGGAAUAGUUGACGAAUUAGCAGCAAUUACAUGCAUAGACCUUCAAUUAAAAACGGUGGAACCAAUUGGAGAAAAUUAUUUACUUUUAAAUGAAUUUGUUGGUAGUACUCUAUGCGAGCCGGAAUACUUUGGGAGAAGGUUCACCGGAAAAAACGAUGUUAAAUGGGGCAGUCAAUGCACUGAAUUACAAGUUCGAAGAAUCUUUUACGCCCAUUUGGGGAUGUACUAUGAACACCAAAGAAGCGAUAGAAGCUCGCAUGUGGUUUUUAAUCCAUCUGGGGCAUCUGGAAACUUGAUUGAUGUACCUUUCCGCCCACCUAGUACGUAUCAUACUCCCUACGAUCUUGAAUCUUUUAUGAGCGUGCCUUCUGUACAAGGAGUAAGCGUUUUUGGUUUGCCUCCUGACGGUUCGUCACAAUGUCUAGUAUUGCAGGAGAAUGGCAACCUAUCAGAAUUGGACGAAUAUCAUAUGCUUCAACUCUACUUCCAUCGAGACUGUCCAAUUGCACUCCCUUGCUCGUCAAACAAUCCAUGCCAGAACGGUGGAAGUUGUUUUGAUAGGAAAGUUUUGCGACCAUAUUGUGCGUGCACUGAAUACUUCACAGGCGAUGACUGCGAAACAAGAGUGUUUCAAUGUCAGUCAGACACGUGUAAAAACAAUGGAGUUUGCACAGAGGAAGUUGAUGGAUCUAUUAAAUGCAAAUGUGUUGGACCGCACACUGGGAAACUCUGCGAUAUUGACUUGAUACAUCCAGGAUGGAUAGACGGAGGUAAUGGCCACCAAUACAAACUUACCAGUACCGCUUGCAAUUGGUAUGAAGCAGAUCGACAAUGCAAACUUGUAGGUGGCGAUCUAGCUCAUGAUGGAGUACGAGAUCCAACCACUCUUGAAUUUUUGAAGACAAGCUUCUCAGAUAAUACACUCUGGAUUGGAUUUUCUACUCAUGCAGCAACCUCAGCAAAAAAGUUUCAUUGGAUUGAUCAAAUUAAUGGCCCCUGGGCAGUUCACAUUCCAUGGGGAACCGGACAGCCUAUCCUUGGAGACUCGAACCACUGCGUAGCACUGAAAGCACUUUCGACGGGGAGAGCCCUCGCAAAUAUUAAUUGCAACGAAAAUGCACUUGGAAUAUGCGAAAAACCUAUUGGAAAUCCACUAACAUACGGAGCUUACAGACCAGGAAAUGGGAAGAUGUAUUUUAAAACACCGGCUCUUUCAACUUUUCGAGUUUCUAGAACGCAGUGUUUGGAGAAAGGAGCGCACUUGGCAGUAACUGGUGCUGCUACAACUUCGAUGCUCAAAGAUAUAGUGGACAAUGUGCUUGGAUCUUCCAAUAGCUACGUUUUUGUCGGAUACGAGAGUUUCGAAAGUUAUGGUCAAUACAAGCCAAUACUCGGGGUUAAUAGUCUUCCUACGUCUGAUCCGCGCUGGGCAGCGAACGAGCCUGUAUUCUAUAACUAUGGCGCACAGAAACAUGUUCGAAAGCAAAAUGCAGUUGUAACUUCUGUCGCCUUGAAUGGACAACUAAAAACAGUCAACGAUAGAGCAACGAAGUCAUAUGGACUAUGUGAAGCGCCAGAGAUCGAAGAAUGCACUUGCGAAAACGGCGUAUGCAUUACAGUUGAUUCGAGCGGAGCCAAGGGUUGCCAAUGUUCACAAGGGUACAAACAAGAUAAUGAUGGAAAUUGCAUACGUGACAUGCAAUGUCAAAUCCCCUGAAUAUAGCUGGCGGAACACGUGGAGAAAAUACACAAAAAAUACUUUUAUCAUUUGUCACCUAUGCUAAACGGAUAUUAUUUUGUAGUAGAGCUACCUAU
Styela clava is the source of this 2290-nucleotide messenger RNA. The record is from RefSeq and is a predicted model, not a curated record. NCBI's taxonomy places the organism in Eukaryota, Metazoa, Chordata, Ascidiacea, Stolidobranchia, Styelidae.